Candida albicans SC5314 is the source of this 1026-nucleotide messenger RNA. RefSeq lists its product as uncharacterized. The transcript has a single exon. The coding region runs from base 1 to 1026 and encodes 341 amino acids. NCBI's taxonomy places the organism in Eukaryota, Fungi, Ascomycota, Pichiomycetes, Serinales, Debaryomycetaceae. The record is from RefSeq and is a predicted model, not a curated record.
AUGAAAAGAAAUGAUUUAAUUGAACAAUUUUUAAGAAUUGUUUUGACACGAUUAUAUCCUCGAUAUUUUGGUCAUAUUCUCCCUAGUAUUGGUGGUGGUUUUGGUGGUUUUGGUGGUGUUAAUGCAAAUCAUAUUGGAAUUAGUAAUAAAGAUAAUGUUGAAGAAAUGACAAGUUCUUUAAAUGUUGAUCGAAUUGUUAAAAAAGUUAGAAAUUCCAUGAUACCAAUCACAGUAGGUAAAAUUGGUUUAUUAAUAAAUUCAAUAAUUUUAUUCUUAUUAUAUGUUCUUCUUCAUUGUUGUCCUAAAAUAUUGAUUUGGCAUUAUGUUAAUUUAGGUUCAUUAUAUCUAAUUAAUCUUCUUAAUGUGGCAUUUAUUUUAAUGAUUUUAAUUUCAAAAAGUCAAUUGAAAACUUAUUCAACUAAAGAUUUUGGUUAUAUUUUGAUUGUAUUUGAAUUUUUAUCAAUUUUAUCAAUAAUGGUAUUAUUCUUCCAUGAUCAUAAAUCAAUUAUGAAACGUCAAUUGUUUGUUGCAUAUUCUUGUUCAUCAUCAGUAUAUUCUGAUCAUAUGGAUAAACCAGGUACUGCAAACAGUAGUGGUCACAAAGAUAUUAAUGGGAAUAAUUUGUCCAACACAUUACCCCCACCCCAACAACAACAACAGUCAGCGUCUCGUCCUCCCCCUCCUCCUUUAUUUCCUUCAUCUAUUUCCCCACCAUUGUCAUAUUAUCCAGACCAUCAAUCGGCUUAUUCAAUAAAACCAAAGGAAAAACAGUACCAACAAGGACAAACACAAGCACAAGAUCAAUUGCAUAGAGUAUCUUCAAUCCGGGCACAAAGUUUACAAGAACAUUAUUCAACACCUGUUCCUGUCAGUACACCAAUUAUUAAUGAUCAAAUAACAACUAAUUUGAAAAAUGAUAUUGACAGAAGGUGUAUUACUGCACCUGUAAAAGUUGUAAAAAAAUUAGAUUCUACUAAACCACAAUACCAACAUCAUCCUGGCUAUUUACCAAACUUGAAAUUAUAA